Messenger RNA from Odobenus rosmarus divergens (Pacific walrus), 1145 nucleotides. It is a transcript of the gene RTP3, whose product is annotated as receptor (chemosensory) transporter protein 3. Lineage: Eukaryota; Metazoa; Chordata; Mammalia; Carnivora; Odobenidae. Bases 90 to 1145 code for a protein of 351 amino acids. Gene Ontology annotation, cellular component: cytoplasm. Gene Ontology annotation, molecular function: olfactory receptor binding. The transcript has 2 exons. Gene Ontology annotation, biological process: protein targeting to membrane; protein insertion into membrane; detection of chemical stimulus involved in sensory perception of bitter taste. The record is from RefSeq and is a predicted model, not a curated record.
UCUUUAAAGCAGGAAACCUCAUGUCCUGCUACAGACCUGUCAGAGUCUCCAGGAGAUCCUGAUGCACGCAGCUCACCACAUAGCAUACAAUGAAUCAGGACAUGGAGCUAUGGAAGCAAAUGUUCCAGGAAUUAAUUCAGGAAGUGAAGCCAUGGCACAUAUGGACCCUGACAGUAGACAAAGACCUUCUUCCCAACAGCCUUAAGCCAGGAUGGUCACAGUACCAGCAGUGGGCUUUUGCCAGGUUCCAGUGCUCCUUGUGCUCCCGCAGUUGGGCCUCUGCUCAAGUUCAGGUCCUUUUCCACAUGCACAAGAGUGGGGAGAAACCCAAGGGCAGGGUGAAGAUGAGGGUCUUUGCCCAGAGAUGUCAGAGGUGCAAUCAGUCUCCAUUUGAGGUUCCCGAGUUCACAGAAGAGAACAUCUCAAGGAUCCUGAACAACCUGGUGUUCCGAAUUCUGAAGAAAUGCUACAGAGAAGGAUUUAAGUCCAUGGAGGAGAUACCUACCAUCAAGGAAAUCUCUCUUAAAGGGACACAUGACAGUAACAACUGCGAGGCAUGUCUGCAGGGCUUUUGUGCUCAGAGUGGGUCAGGUGAGGCCCUGCAGUUACCAGUGUUGCCAUCACUUCCUGCCGUUAGCUUACCUGCCCUUGGGACCGCCAUCCCCAUGCCCUCUCCCACUAGGAGUGGCGCCCCAGCAAACACAGUGAAGGGGAACACCCGAGCGGACACAGUGAAAGGGAACACCCGAGCGGACACAGUGAAGGGGAGCACCCCAGCGGACACAGUGAAAGGGAACACCCGAGCGGACACAGUGAAGGGGAACACCAGAGCAGAAGCAGUGAAGGGGAACACCAGAGCAGAAGCAGUGAAGGAGAACGCCAUGAGAAACAAGGGAAAGGCUUUACCCCAACCCCGGUAUACUGUGUCCACAAAGGCUGCGAUCCUCCCCACCCACUGGAGCUCGAGACCAAACACCCACCACCACAUGGAGAGGAGAAUCCAGGUCAGCACCUGGACUGAGGUGCCCUUUUGCCACACAGUCCAGAAUCUCAGGUGCAGGGACUUUAAUGUUUGCUGCUGUGUUUUCAUUCUGAUCAUUGUUGUGGUGAUUAUCGUAGAGACCAUUCAGUGGACCUCCACAUGA